AAAAAAAAACCAAUCAAACAGCCUAACCGUAAAUCACAUACGGAAAUUCUGUUGUUUAAUGUUUGGCUUCUUGUGUGUGUACACUGAGCCCUUUAAAUAAGCCGAAUAUAAACAGCAAUAUAAUUUUUUUUCCUUCUUCUUGAUAAGAAUACAAACAACAAUUCAAACGUUGUUUGUUUACAGUGAGGCGAAUCGAAAGAACACAUUUGAGUGUUGAAUAGUUCGAAGAACGAGUGUUAUCUUUUGAAAUCAUGGCAAAAUAACGUAUAAUACACAUUCCAAAGCCCUAAGCUGUAUAAAAAAAGAAUUGGUUUUAUUGAGAGAAACCGAAAUUGCGUAAUAUUUGGAUUUGUGGCGAAAUAAGACACCGCAUUUAAUUAGAGCCAUAAAACCCAAUACACGAUUGAGUGAGAGAGAGAGAGGUACACACGAUGUAUAUGUGACACCCACAGCUCUUUGGGAAAAUUGAAACGCUUUGCCUACUCCUCUGCUCUUUAUCCCUCCGCAUCAUUUUGCUACAUCUCAACAGAGACUAUGCCAUUUAUGGUCAAGUUCUCACUCACUCGCGAACCAAAUAUAAUAUAUACAUACAUUUCUCAACACAUUUGCUUCGAGUGUGAAUUCGAGUCAUUCUUGCUUUUUUUCAUUUUUUCUCUGUAUUCUUUUUUUCUUUGAAAACUGCACCGAUCAUCAAAUUUUAAACUUCUGAUCUUUAUCGCCGCAAUUUAUAACGGUGAAAUAUUAAAUUACAAAACGUGAAACUCUAUCGAAUAUGAUUGGAACAAAGAUGCGAAAAACCCUAAAGUAGCAUUUGAAUCCAACGGAUUUAUUUGUAAAAAAAAUUCAAAGUGCAAAAUUACGUUUAAGUCGAAUAAGUUCAUUCAGGUUAAUACACAUACACACAUACAAAAUGCCUUCACCAACAUCAACCGUAUCAUCCGCGGCUGUUCCAGCUGCCGCGACUAUCGAUGAAAUACCACCAGAAUUGAAUGGCGUGCGACAAACGGACAGCAUGUCAAAUUUGAGUGACAUGUCUGGUAAUACGGCAGUACAAGCGAAUCGACCGCGUAUGGACGUUGCCUGCGUCAUUGACACCGUGCAUGUGGACCACAUAUCACAUCGUAAAUGUGCACUCGAUGAACUCAAACAAGCAUGCUCCCUCACCAAUGCCAAUUUGCAUCAGAUUCAGUUUGAAAAAUUGGAUUUUGGCGAAACGAAUGUGUUGGACACAUUCUAUAACGCAGAUGUGGCUGUUGUUGAUCUAAGCGUUCAAUUGCAACAAAGUGCCUUAUCGUAUCAUUUGGGUGUACGCGAGAGUUUUGGCAUGAAAGGAAACAUUCUGCUGUACAACGAUAUCCAAACCGAACAAACGCUUCGGUUGAAACUGUCAUGUGGCAACUACACGUUUCUUCCAUACAUUUUACAAGAUUGUGGCUCGUGCGUGCUAACAAACACAACAAAAGAAUCGUGUGAAAACAAGCAAUCGCUCAUGCUGAAGUUCAAAAAACUAUUGCAAGACGUGGAAAUCCAGUCAAAGACACAUAUGCGAGAGAAAUUCCUGAGCGAUUUGCGGUUGGCUCGUGAGCAAUAUGUGAAUAAUACGGAGGAAUUGGCGAAAGUGUUGCACAAUAUGCGUAAACGUUUGGACGAUCCGAAUGUGUUGUCGGGCGAAGUGGUGCAUUCGUAUAUGUGCUCGUUGCGUGAUACACAAGAUUAUGAUGCAAUGGUGUCGCUGGUCAACGACUUGCGUACAAUACCAAACAAACGGAAGCACAUCGAAACGGGCAACAUGAAAUACAUGUACGCCUUUGCAUUGAAUCGACGAAACAAGGAAGGCGAUCGUGAAAAAGCGCUCAACACCUGUGUCAAAGCAUUGGAACGAAAAGAGAACCAUUUUCCCGAUAUGUUAUGCUUAUGCGGUCGCAUUUACAAAGACAAAUUCGUUGAAUCGAGCCACACCGAUAUGGACAGUCUGAAGAAUGCCAUACGAUGGUAUCGACGAAGUUUCGAAGUGCAACCGAACGAAUAUGCAGGCAUUAAUUUGGCGACACUCCUUGUGAUCGAUGGCAAAGAUUUUUCCAACACAGAAGAGCUCCAACACAUCGGUAUGGUGUUGAACAAUUUGAUUGGUAAAAAAGGCAGUUUAUUUUCGUUGACUGAGUACUGGGAUGUGGCAACAUUCUUUGAAAUAUCCGUGCUGGCUGAAGACUAUGGCAAAGCCAUUCAAGCCGCUGAAUGCAUGUUCAAAUUGAAACCACCGAAUUGGUAUUUGAAAUCUACCAUUGGAAACAUUGCAUUGAUCGAUCGCUUCCGCAAAAAGACUGAUGACGUCGAACAAAGUCCUGAACAAAGUAUUUUCCAGUUUUGGAUGGAGUUCUUCCUCGAAGCAACCAAGGAGGGCGAUCUGGAGAAUAUUCGAUUUCCCAUUUUGAUAUUGGAGCCGCAACGAAUAUUCAUGCCAAGUUUCGUUAUCAUUAAUGUUGGUGCCGAAGAGCAAUCGAUACAAAUUACCAAUUUGUGCCUGGCACAUUCGAAGGGAACGUGCAAAAAAGUGCACGACUUCCUGUUCACCGCCAAUCAAAUCAAAUCGGUUAGCCUGUACAAACGGGACGAGCGUUCGGCUUACUUAUAUGUACAUCACAAUUCAGAUGAUUUUCAAAUGUAUUUCCCAUCGGUGAAUUGUCGACAGCGUUUUUAUGAGUUGGUGCGUGAAAUAACCGCCGAUCAAGAGGUGUUUGUCGAUUUAUCGGUCGAUACAAAUCCCAUUCAAGAUUAUGAAUACGAUUUGGACGAUCAAGGACGGCGUAUAAUAUUGGGCAAAGGUACUUAUGGCGUUGUUUUUGCGGCACGUGAUCUUAAUACUCAUGUUCGAAUCGCUGUAAAAGAAGUACCUGAAAAAUUUACACAUGAAGUACAACCAUUGCACGAAGAAAUCAAAUUGCAUUCCCAAUUACGGCACCGGAAUAUCGUCCAGUAUUUAGGUUCUGUGUCGGAAAAUGGAUUUUUCAAAAUUUUCAUGGAACAAGUACCUGGUGGCUCAUUGUCCGCACUAUUACGCUCCAAAUGGGGCCCACUUAAAGAUAACGAAUCGACCAUCGCAUUUUACUCAAAACAAAUUCUCGAAGGUCUUAAAUAUUUGCACGACCAAAAAAUUGUGCAUCGUGACAUCAAAGGCGAUAAUGUUCUGGUCAAUACCUACAGUGGAGUGUUGAAAAUCUCCGAUUUUGGUACCAGCAAACGGUUGGCAGGAAUAAAUCCCAUAACGGAAACAUUUGCGGGAACAUUGCAAUAUAUGGCACCCGAAGUCAUCGAUCAAGGAUUCAGAGGUUAUGGUCCGGCGGCCGACGUCUGGUCAUUCGGUUGUACGAAUGUCGAAAUGGCAACGGGAAAACCGCCAUUUGUGGAAUUGGGAUCACCACAGGCGGCCAUGUUUAAAGUUGGCUUUUACAAGAGCCAUCCAGAAAUACCUGAAAUGUCCUCAAUGGCCGAACGUUUCAUUUUGCGUUGUUUUGAAGUUGACGUCAACAAACGUGCAACAGCCGCACAACUCCUUGAAGAUCCAUUUUUAUCGGAAAAGCAUCGAAAAUCGCGCAUAUUGUCGGGCUUACCGCCAACUAAUACCGAAUUCAUUCGAAGUGUCUCCGUUCCGGCCGAUCGAAUGAUUUCAAAAAAUACGGCACCAUUCAAUCCAGUGACGACACCAGUGACGCCCGAUUUGGAUACAUCUAUGUCAGCCCGACCAUCAUCGAAAACAUUAUCUCGAACUCAUUUGGCACCAAUUCAAAUACCCAUUCCAAUUAUAAUGACCCACAGUUUGGCUUGUUCACCGUUAAUCGAUCCGGAUCAUGAUGUUGAGACGGCGUUCAAUUUGAAUCGGCGCAGUUCAUCGGGUGUUCUAUUAUCGCCCGAAGUCGAAAUGACCGGCAGCAUAACAAAGCCAAUGACUGAAGCUAACGAAAGCGAUGGAUUUUAUAUGCUUAAAAAGGAUUCGCAACGUCGAACCACCCUAUCGAAAGUAUUAACACAUGAUGAGCAAAAAAUCUGUGAUGUUUGGAUGGACAAAAUUGAAAAUAACCAUAAUGUUCAGGUCGUCAUUAGUAAAGAGAACCUUGAAACAAUGAACCGAGCAUUACGAGAUUAUAUUAUCGAUCAAAAUAAUGAAACUUUACAAAAUGUGCUAAUUUCGCUAAAAAAGAAGCUAAGCUCCGAUGCAACAGCCAUCGAUCAUCUUCUUUUGGCAUUAUAUUCAUUUCAAGAUGCCGUCAAUACGGUGCUUCGAUCGCACAGUAUAAAACCGCAUUGGAUGUUUGCGUUGGAUAAUCUAGUUAGUAAUGCUGUCCAAGCAGGAAUCACCGUUUUGUCGCCAGAGUUGGGUGCAAGUUUGGCGGGCCAAGAUCGAUUGGACAAUGCCGAAGAGGAGGAAAUGUCAACGUCUGGCGUAAGCACGGUGAAUUCCACGAAAAUCAAACCAAUCAGCGCUGACAGUAAAUAUUUGAACGAGGAAUUUUCCAAAUUAAAAGUGCAAAAUAUGCAUCUCAUGCAAAACCUACUUGAAUCACACAAACUGUAUCAGGCCUUGUUAAAAUCGACAAUCGAAGAGCAACGCCUUAAUUUAGAUUUGCUACGCAAUUUCACCGCUCAACUGACAAAUUCCACGGUGCUCUAUGAGCGCAGCGUUUCACAAGGUUAUUCCAGUGAUACCAGCGACAUGGCGAUAGGUCGCAAUCAAAAUGAGAAUUUAUCUGUAUCGCCCGUUUCACAAAUGCCAAAUUCCAUCACCGAAGUGGAUGCCAUCAACAAUAAUCGAAAUAUGGAACCGAAUUUGCCACGAAAAACCGGCCUAUUGACCUGUCCAAAUCAAUCCAAAUCAGACGCACAGCUAAAAGCAUCACCCGGAAAACGAUUACACAUUAGCCGAGAUCAAAUGGCUACGUCAAUACCAGUCGAAACGCGCCUCAAUGACUGGCUAAAUGCAACUAACAUUGAUCCCAUGUCAAAAACGGCAAUCCUAUCGGAACAAUUUACGUACGAUGAUUUUAUUUAUGGAAUGGAAAAAACCGAUUUGCAACGCAUUGGAUUGAAAUGCGGAGUUGAGGUAAAAAUCUGGCGUGCAAUAAUGAAACACCGGAAACAAUUCCCCGAACCAGCACCCGAAUGAAUCGGCAGCAUACGAUGAAACAAUGAGAUUGUGGGAAAUCACGAAAAAAAUAUACAGAACAAAAUAAAUUUAUGAAAAUCAGCAGCUAAUCCGUUUAAUGUGACUUUUCUUUUUUGCCAUAUUAGCAAUAUAUACGAUGAAUACGUUUUUUUUUAUUAUCAUCAUCACGUUGAUCAUAGUGAUUUCUAAUUUGUUUUUUUUCCCUUCGAGAGACAUAACUUAUCUUGUUAUUUUGAUACGGAAAUAACUUGUUUACACUGCACUUCACAUUCGCACAUCGAAUUGGCAGCUAGGCAGCUAAUGUUAUAUAUAAAUAUUUUAUAAUAAUCAAGUGAAGAACGUACCAUAAAAUAUUACAAAAAUAAAUAUAAGAAAUACUUAUAUAUUUUUUUUAAAUGGAAAAUUGUCAUACAUACAGAAAAUUAUAGAUCUGUUUUAUUUUGUUGUCAUUUUAUUCUACGGAAAUGUGAGAAAGAGGAGAGCGAGAGAAGGGAAAGAAAAUAAAAAUGCGAUUAAAUUGCACA
This is a messenger RNA of Sitodiplosis mosellana (orange wheat blossom midge), 5682 nucleotides long. It is a transcript of the gene Ask1, whose product is annotated as mitogen-activated protein kinase kinase kinase 15. The transcript has 16 exons. Lineage: Eukaryota; Metazoa; Arthropoda; Insecta; Diptera; Cecidomyiidae. The record is from RefSeq and is a predicted model, not a curated record. Gene Ontology annotation, biological process: protein phosphorylation; MAPK cascade. Gene Ontology annotation, molecular function: ATP binding; protein kinase activity. The coding region runs from base 911 to 5158 and encodes 1415 amino acids.